This is a messenger RNA of Linum trigynum, 4935 nucleotides long. NCBI's taxonomy places the organism in Eukaryota, Viridiplantae, Streptophyta, Magnoliopsida, Malpighiales, Linaceae. The record is from the annotation of a GenBank genome assembly.
CGCACGGACAUACCCUACUUUACCGUACGCUCGUUGAGUUUUGCUAUUUAGACAAUGAAUUAACCGGAGUUUGGGGCAUGAUAUUAUACGCUAACCCUUAAUGGGUAAACCCUAGUCCGCAAUUCACUAACCCAAAACAUAAUAUUCAUUUAAUCUCGAGAUGAAAAUCAACGGUUCUGAUUUGUCGAAAUUAUUGUUUAUUUUCAUUUCAAGAUUAAACGAAUCUCAUGAUUUGGGUUAGAAAUCUAGGGACUGGGGUUUAUCCAUUAGUGGUUAGGGUAUAGUAUCAUGCCCAAAACUCCGGUUAAUUCAUGAUCUAAAUAGCAAAACUCAAACGGACGUACGGUAGUCUAACGUACGCCCAGGCGUACGGUAGUCUAACGUACGCCCAGGCGUACGCUAGCCUAAACCAUAUAUAUAUAUAUAUGUUCAGGUUAGUGUACGUCAGUCGUAUGUUGUACGUCAGUCGUAUGUUGUAUGGCCGUCGAGUUUUACUAUUUAGAGCAGGAAUUAACCGAAAUUUUGGGCAUGAUACUAUACCCUAACCUCUAAUGGAUAAACCCCAGUCCCUAAUUCUCUAACCCAAGCCACGAGAUUCAUUUAAUCUAAAAAAUAAUAAUCGACGGUUAUGAUUCAACGAAUCAGAAUCGUUGAUUUUCAUUUUUAAGAUUAAACAAAUCCCAUGCUUUGGAUUAGUGAAUGGGGGACUGGGAUUCACCCAUUAGGAGUUAGGGUAUAGUAUCAUGUCCCAAACUCUAAUUAAUUCUUUGUCUAAAUAACAAAACUCAAUGGGGCGUACGGUAGUCGGUAGGCUAGCGUACGCCCGGACGUACUCUAGCAUUUGCCAUAUUAUAUAUAUAUAUAUGGGGAGUUCUACGGUACCCAGGGUGAAAUCGGGGGUACCACAUACCUUGAGUAAGAAAACGCUAUCCAGAACUUGAAUUGACCGAUUUUUCGGACAUGAUACUAUAUUCUAACCCUUAAAGAUCAAAAUCUAGGUCUUAAUUCUCUAAAUCUUAUACCCCAAGAUCAAUUUAAUUAGUAACAAUAAUUGACGGUUAUAAUUCGUCCAAAUAUAGGCAAAAAAAUCAAUGCACCAUCUUAGGGUUUAAAGUUUAUGAUUUAGAUAAUUAGGACCUAUGGUUCACUCAUUAAGGGUUAGGGUAUAGCAGUUGCGGACCCAGGAAUUUUUCAUAGGGAUGUCCUCUUUUAAAAAAUAAAUUUAGUAAAAAUAAAAAUAAAAUAAUUAAUAAAAAUAACAUUGUAAAUUAGAAAAUACCUUACUCGUACAAGUUAAAAAAAGUCCAUUAUGUGUUCUCAUAUUCUGAAAUAAUUGUAGAAUACACUUGGUGUCUACAGUGUUUAAAAAAUUGUCUCUAUAUACUCUACUAGACAAUCAUUCACGAACUUAUCGCAUAUUUGAUUUGUAAACUUGUUCUUGAUGUAACCCAAAGCUGAAAGAAUCUUUCAACACUUUACGUACAACCAUAAAAUCAAUACAAAUUAAGGGUAGAUUGAAAUUAGUUUAAUUGCUAUGUUUUGAAAAUAAUUAGAAAUAGGGAAUGACAUUUUACUAUGAUACAAUGUUCAAAAUCAAACAACAAAUGAGUUGUAGUUUAAUGAAAAUUAAGUUUGUUAAUAAUAACAGUGCUCUAGGUUUGAGUUACCCAACCUAUCACUUAUAUUCCCAUACACCAAUUUAAAUAAUGACAUUAGAAUAAUCAUUUUUUUUCAAAUUUCAGGGGUGUCCCUCACUAGUCACUACCAAUUAUAAUUUUUUUACCGAUACGUAAAUUACUACCGUGGGUUGAAUAAUCGUUUUCCCAAAAUUUAGGGGUGUCCCGAGACACCCCUAAACCUCCGUGCGUCCGCCCCUGGGGUAUAGUAUCAUGCCAAAAAAUCAUGCUAAUUCGAGGUCUAGAUAGCAUUUUCAUACCCAAGGUAUGCGGUACCCCGGAUUUCACUCGGGGUACCAUAGAAGGCGCCAUAUAUGUAUAUAUAACUAGGGUAUAGUUGGAAUCAAAAAGAACCAUGAAUCUCCUCAAAACUAUCUCACCAAUCUCAAGUUUUAGUAGAGAUAGUACUCAGGGGCGGAUACAUGGGCCUCUAUGGGUAUCCCGGGACACCCCUAAAAUUUGGGAAAACGAUUAUCCAACCUCCGGUAGUAAUUUUGUAUGGGUAUACAAAAUAUAAUUGGUAAUCCGAGACACCCUAACAUUUAAAAAAAUGAUUAUCCUACCCUCGAUAAUAGUUUGCUUAUGAUUACCAAAAUAUAAGUGGUAGUCCGUGUUAUUCCAACCUAGGACACUACUAUUAUCAAACAUAUUCUAAUUAUGUUGCUACUCAUUUGUUAUUCUAUUUUAAACAUCAUGCAACAGUAAAACACUAUUUCUUUAUCCCCAACUAUUUUCAAUACCUAAUAAUUAAACUACGUACACGCUAUCCUUAAUUUUAAAUUGAUUUUAUGGUUACACGGCAAGUGUUGAAAGAGUCUUUUCUACUUUGAGCUACAUUAAGAACAAGGUUAGAAAUCGAAUAUGUGAUAAGUUCGUGAAGUAUUGUCUAGUAGGAUAUGUAGAUUUUUUGAACAGUGCAGACACGGAGUUUAUUUAUAUUAUUUUUUCAAAAUAUGAAUUUUAAUUUAUUAUUUAAUAAAAAAUUUAUACAAAUUAUACAAGUACGAUAUUUUUAAUAUACGAAUUAUUUAAUUUAUUAUAUAAUUAAAUUUAAUUUUUGAAGAAGACACCCCUGUAAAAAUUUUCUAAAUCCGCCACUGAUAGUACUAUCACUCAUUUUGAGCGAUAGUUUCCAUCACACCAAGCAAACACUGCAUGUAUUGUUUGUGCGGAUAGUUAAAAAAAAACAAUGCAUUGUAAACAAUACAUGCAUUGUAAGUUUGUAACUAUCCCAACCAAACUAUCACCAAAACCAAACGACCCUAAAUCUCCAAACAAGAUAUUUUUCAAAUUCAUACAUUUCAUCAUCGAUACAUCCAACCUCCAAACAACCCUUAAAAGCAAAUUCAUCAUUUAAAUGACUCGAUACAUGCAUUUAUUCGAAGUGCAUCUAUGCCUGCUGCUGCCACGCGACCUUUUCUUGUCUUAGGCCGUGGCCCAUGCCUCUCGUAAUCUCAACGAUUAGGCCGGCUGAAGAAGUUACAAUCCACAGCGGCCAUCGUCAGCUCUCAGCUGGCUGCUUCUGCGAAACGACAUCGUCUAAACUGAUCGUUGCAGUCUAUCUUCAUUGCACACGUGGCGACAUCCCCGUACUCGGAAUCAGUCCUCCAGUUCCAGUACCCAAAAAGUUAUGUGCAGGCAGAGCAUCUCUGCUCGAGUUACAGCUUCCCACCUUCCUACUGAUACAGAGAAACUCGGCUAACGGCAAGCGCUGUCGGCAACCUGGAAGAUCGGAGGCUCAUCUGGGCGGUGGAGCUGAGAUGAAUUUGUAAGCUAAUGAGAAGAAAGGCCUGAGGAAAAAAGAGGAGGAAACGAAAGCUAAGCAAAUAUGCAGGGGUUGAGUCUCCAAAGAUCGCCAUUCAUUUCUCCGGCGAGGUUUCCGUCCUUGACUCCGGUGGAUUCAUUGCCGUGUUGCGUUAGCUUCUCCACAUCGAAACCCAUCUCUACUUCAACUAGAUUCAGAGAUAUCACAAGGCUCAAUUCCUCCCUUCGAACGGUUAGAGCUCAGGCAUCCAACAUUAGCGUUGGAUCAGGGGGAUAUGAAGGUCGGGAGGAGCAAGAUAAGCAGGAAGAGUUGGUGAAUGGACCAACUGACAGUUCAUCUGAAAUCGCGAAACCUCCCACCAAAAUUCCUUAUCCCUUAUCUAUAGCUCUUGUGCUACUUGGAUGCGCUGUGGUAUAUUCCCUUAUCGUCUUUGUGAAGGGUAAACCUUCUGCUAUCUUGGCUGCAAUCUCAAAGUCGGGAUUAACUGCUGCAUUCUCGUUGAUAUUUGUCUCAGAAAUUGGGGACAAGACAUUUUUUAUUGCUGCACUCUUGGCUAUGCAAUAUGAGAAAGGACUGGUUCUUUUGGGCUCAAUGGGCGCUCUUUCACUCAUGACCAUCUUGUCAGUUGUCAUUGGACGUGUAUUCCGGUCAGUGCCGGCUCAAUUCCAAACAACCCUUCCAAUUGGAGAAUAUGCAGCAAUUGCUCUUCUCUUGUUCUUUGGGCUAAAAGCAAUCAAAGACGCAUGGGAUCUUCCAUCAGCCGAGGCGAAGAAUGGUGAAAAGAACAGCCCUGAACUAGAUGAAUAUGCUUCAGCUGAGGAGCUUGUGAAGGAAAAGCUAUCAAAGCCGCUCACAAAUCCAUUUGAGAUCGUCUGGAAGUCAUUCAGCCUUGUAUUCUUUGCUGAAUGGGGAGAUCGCUCAAUGCUUGCCACGAUCGCCCUUGGUGCUGCUCAGUCUCCAUGGGGUGUUGCAACUGGAGCCAUUGCCGGACACCUGAUUGCUACAUCUAUCGCUAUAGUUGGGGGCGCAUUUCUUGCCAACUACAUCUCUGAAAAGCUUGUUGGCUACGUAAGCGGAGCGCUCUUUCUCAUUUUCGCUGUCGCUACAUUUUUCGGCGUCUUCUAAUGAGAAUCGCUGUGGGAGUCCAACCAUAGUGCACUGUGGUUCAACUUGCAGAGGGAUGGUGCAGCUCCAGCUCUGCGGGAUGCUGGGCAGAGAGCUAUCGAACAAGCAUUAAUGUUUCCCAUGUGUGAAUUUGUAAUCAUACACUCAUAGUGUGACAGAGAGUUGUUCAACUAAUAACCUAUCUUUGGAGGCAAGAAGGUGUAGCAUUUCAUUGUAUUGUAGUAGAAGAGUCCCAAAAUGUUGAGUGUCACUGGGAGUUUUGUUGUAACAGUAGAUCGAUCACUUUAGGAACCUCAGUUAGACUCUGUUCUUGCAUUUGAGAGGACGAACUUCUUGGUAAUGACAAAUUUGUGCUAGUAGUUCUUCAUU